Oncorhynchus mykiss (rainbow trout) is the source of this 2333-nucleotide messenger RNA. Its product is annotated as deubiquitinase DESI2. The record is from RefSeq and is a predicted model, not a curated record. Gene Ontology annotation, biological process: protein deubiquitination. NCBI's taxonomy places the organism in Eukaryota, Metazoa, Chordata, Actinopteri, Salmoniformes, Salmonidae. Gene Ontology annotation, molecular function: deubiquitinase activity.
AAUCCACCCAUUCCCAUUCACAGAGAACCCGGCUCGUCCACAGGACGUUCCGCCAGCUGUGAGACACGGUUCGGAUGAUGUCAUUCACUUUCUUUCGAGCAGUUUUCACGAGACCGGAGGACACCGUUUUUUUUGUGUUGCGGUGAGAGAUACGAUUGGGAAGGGGAGGAUAUCUCGUCGAACGGACAGAGACAGAGGACGGUAGUUGACUACCUACGGCAAAACGACACGACUCUAACGGUUUGUCUGUGUGAUGAGGGCCACAUCAUGCACCACUGAUACCGUCUACGCUGUUGCUAGCUUUUCACCACACAGCUGACAAGCCAAAAGUGAACCGUAAAACAAUACGUGAAUCUAUAGCCAGCUAGCUUUUAUAUACUAUCUAUUUUGCCAUACAGACUUCAGUGGCCGCAUUUGAGAGAAAAGUGAAAUUAGGUGGCUCUCGACCUGGCUGACAUUUCCGGAUUCGAACACUCGUAUAUUCAUCCUCCCAGCGGUGUUGUUUUAGCGUCUCAAUAUACACGCAAUUGAUCGCUAUUUAUGUGACAACGGAGGCAAGCAAAGUGAAACUAACGCUAACCAUCAUUUCAUUUCCAGAGGGCCUAUUUUUCUUGCUUUGGGAAUAGAAAUGGGCAGUGUUCAACAGUUCUGUAACUGUCUAGCUCGAGCUAGCUACUGUAGCAAGCUAUCUCCGGUCGGGAUCUAGUACCGUUAUGUGCGUGCCUGUGGUCUUUACAGUCAAAAAGCGAAACAUUCGUCGUUCACGUUUCGCUGCCUUGAUAUUUGAUACAGUAUUUUUUUCAACAUCUACAAUCGAGAUACCCUUGGCUUUGGAACGGGUAGAAUUCUUGGACCGAUUUUUUUGUUUUGGCUGAGGCAUGAGAGACAUUCGAUCCAUCCUUCUAUCCCGGUGCUCCAUCCAAUACGGCGCAGUGUGAGUAGCCCAUCCGGGAAGCGCACAUCAGCAGAAUCGCAUCCUAUAUGCACCUUUGGGGUGUCGGGGGGCUGAAGGUGCUACUAUAACGUCGGAGCGGGAGGACGUUGCCUUCCCAUCUCAGGAUUAAACCAUGGCCAAUGAACCUGUUAUCCUUAAUGUGUAUGAUAUGUACUGGAUCAACGAGUACACUUCCACUCUGGGUGUUGGAGUCUACCACUCAGGCAUUGAGAUCUAUGGCCGAGAGUUUGCAUAUGGGGGCCACCCGUAUCCCUUCAGUGGCAUAUUUGAAAUCAAUCCUGGAAACGCCACUGAAUUAGGAGAGACCUUCAAGUUCAAGGAGGCCAUCGCUUUAGGCACAACAGACUUUGCUGUGGAGGAUAUGGAUAAAAUCAUGGAGGAGCUGGGGAGGGAUUUCAAGGGCAACUCUUACCAUCUAAUGCACAAGAACUGCAACCACUUCUCAUCCUCGCUGUCUGAGCUGUUGUGUGGGCGUGAGAUCCCUCGCUGGGUGAACCGCCUGGCCUACUUCAGCUCCUGCGUGCCCUUCCUCCAGACCUGCCUCCCUAAGGAGUGGCUGACCCCCGCUGCCCUCCAGAGCCACAUCAGCAUGGGACUCCACAAGGAGGAGCGGGAGGCCGGGGAGUCCAGCGACGAGGACCCCAACUCAGCCUCCGGGACCGCUGGGGCGGGCACCGGAUCCUCACACAGCUGUCGCCAUACACGAGUCUGAACCAAUGACUGUAUAGGUCUGAAGAGAACAGCCAAUAGGACUCUCUCAAUUACCUUUGACCUUCGAACCCUGGACCAGAAGGUCACCAGGUCCCCUCUGCAGGGGAUGUAGUGAUGUAAUAUCUGUGGGCCUGACUGAAUAACCACCUGACCUCAUAGUACCACCCUCUGAGAACAGAGACGAGGACGACGGAUGAUUAGUUAGCCUGGUAGGACGGGGCCGGGGGUCCUGCAAAACCUACAGAUCCUUAGAUCCUUUCCCUGGUUUUCUCCCUUUUCGCUAUGGUAGAUAUAUUCUGGAGGGGGGAUUUGUUAUAGGUUUGUUGACAAACUAACUCAGAGCAUGGCAUGGCUCUUUUAGAUUGACCACAGCUACACGAUGUACUGUAGGUCUGGGCUACUUUCUGGUCAUUUCUCUUCUUCCAUGAACUUUUAAACUUUCGUCAGCCUUCAUCCCCGAUCCACCCUGAUUCUCUUCUUGCAGAGCUCCUUCUAUUGUAGAGUAAACGGAUAUCAGACACCACAAAGAUACAUCUAAACGUACGUCCCAAAUGGCACCCUAUUCCCUAUAUAUAGUGCACUACUUUAGACCAGAGCCCUAUGGAACCCUAUUCCCUAAAUAUAGUGCACUACUUUAGACCAGAGCCCUAUGGAACCCUAUUCCCUA